Eriocheir sinensis (Chinese mitten crab) is the source of this 2145-nucleotide messenger RNA. RefSeq lists its product as uncharacterized. NCBI's taxonomy places the organism in Eukaryota, Metazoa, Arthropoda, Malacostraca, Decapoda, Varunidae. The transcript is spliced from 4 exons. The record is from RefSeq and is a predicted model, not a curated record. The coding region runs from base 240 to 1607 and encodes 455 amino acids.
UGUCUUGGCUGUCAGUGUUCAGAGAUCGGAGAGAACAGACCUAACCCCUGGGAGCUCUCUCUCUCACUCACUCACUCACUCUCUUACUCUGUCUCUCUGGCUGGCUACCUUUCGGCGCCCUCACACACUCACACUCGCCUAUCCGGAGUGAGUGUAUGCGUGUGCGUGUCUGUGUGUGUGGGUGUGGGUGGGCGCGUGUCUAAGAGGACUCUUCCGCCGGUCAUCUGACAAACACUAAAAUGAAGGUGGUGACGGCGGCGGUGGUGGCCCUUGUGGCGGCGGCGCUCGCGGGGGCAGACAAGGCGUCCCAAGGCCCUCAGCUGCAUCACUUCGUGGGACAGGACGGCUACGACUCCUUCGGCCAGGCCGUAGCGCAUCCCCCAGUCUACGGGGGACCCCAGCACGACAUUGGUAUCGGUUCGGGAGGCUACAGCGAUGGCGGCGGCGUGGGUGCUAGCGGCAGCGGGUAUGGCGGACACAGUGGCGGUCAUGGUGGUGGUCAUGGUGGCUAUGGUGGAGGUGGUUACCCUCCUCCAGAGACCCUGUCGCACACCAGCUACAAGACGCAGUACGUGCCAGUGUUGCAGCCCAUCCACGGCGGCGGCGGCGGCGGUGGGGGGAAGGGGAAAGGGAAGGGGAAGGGCGGACCCUUCACACAGUUCAACAAGAUGAUCGAAGACGCCGGCAAGAAGCUCAGCAAGUUUGUGAGUGACUACAUUGACUAUAACGUGGACGACUCCUACCACGAGCCGUCCUACUCCUACGCCGCCCCUGUGCACUCCUACGCUGCAUCUGGACCUUCCUACGCUGCGUCCGGCCCAUCCUACGCUGCGUCCGGCCCCUCCUAUGCCCCGUCCGGCCAAUCGUACGGCGGGGGCCAGCACCAGCAGUCAUACGGCCAGCAGGGACACUCGUACGGCCACACGGACUACUACACCACCUACCAGGCCGUGCCGGUGCCUGUCUACGACGACGAGGAGGAGGAGUCCUUCGGUUCCAAGUUAGCCAAGGGGUGGAAGAACGCCAAGGACACGGUGCGGGGGUGGGAGGAGGAGGCCACCAAGAAGAUCAAGGACUUCUUCACCUACGAGAACGAGAAAGGCAAGGGUGGAGGAGAAGACUACCCGGACUACAUUUACUACGAGAUCCCGGCACACUAUGGCAAAGCCGGCGGCGGCCACUAUGCCCAGGGGCCGGCGAUCGUGCCCCACGGCCCCGUCGGCAAGGGCUUGGGAGGAGGCGGCUUUGGCGGUGGCUUCGGGAGCGUCGGUAAGGGCAAAGGAUUCGGUGGUGGAGGUGGAGGAGGAUACGGCGGCGGCGGUGGCUUUGGAGGCGGGAAAGGCAUCGGAGGUAAAGGAGGAUUUGGCGGAGGUAAGAAAAAGGGAGGGAAGGGCGGGUUCAUACCACCGGCGCCACAGCCCAUCGUGGUGCAGCCCCAGUCCUCCUAUGGCCCGCCCCCUGCAUCGUCCUAUGGCCAGUCCCACCAUGGCUCCUACGUGCCCCCUACAUCCUCCUACGGCGCGCCCCCCGUGCACGGAAAGAGCGACUCCAUCCCAGUGGUCCCUCACGACGCAGGCCAUCACGAAACAUCUUCUUAUGCCUCGUAGGACAUUGCUGACCUGCUCCCCUUGUGACCCAGCCCAACAUGGCAUCAGUAUACACACACUGUCUACCGGUCAGCGGGAAUCAUCUAUCUAUCUAUCGUGUCCACAGCUGUGUGAGGCAUCAACUGGCUCUCUACUCUCGCCUGGCACAGCUGUCUGUAUACCCUCUGGUGCCUGUCUGGGGCUGAGUCCAACAGGGCCGAGGUAACAGUGCUGAUUUCUGUACAAAUUUAUGAGGAGUGAGUCUGGCUGCUGGCAGCGUUACACUUAGUUAAGUCCUUCCUCUGAAUACCCUUCCCUCCUCCUCCUCCUACCUUUACUACUCGCCCACACUGCCUUCGUAGGUGCAGCAGUGCUCUUCCACAAAGUCUGUUCUCCGAGUGCUGUCUCAGAGUGAGUACACAGGGACAGGCAAGGAUGUUAGGAGACUGCAAAAUGCCAGUUGGGUGACCUUAACAUGGCAGCUCCUGAGAACUAUUUAUUCAUCAUCUGCCCUCCCCAUACAUCAACCUGUCAACCUUUUCUUUGUUUUAGCUACAAA